Molecule: messenger RNA, 1131 nt
Organism: Nematocida homosporus
Lineage: Eukaryota; Fungi; Microsporidia
Exons: 1
Coding region: 1-1131 (376 amino acids)
Molecular function (GO): RNA binding
Source: RefSeq, a predicted model, not a curated record
AUGCAGAAGAAGCCCGAAUUAGCUGUAAUUACGAAGACUCCCGAAGAGAUGGGAGAUUAUAUUGCGCUUUUAUUUAGAGUAGACUCAAAUGUAUCCGCUUUGGCCGUUCUAAAAGUGAUUAAAGGUGCGGAUUUGUUAGCGAUUGAGCGAAAACCAGAAGGAAUACUAAUCACAUUCUUCUCUUAUUUUGAUAUGUUCAAGAUCUGGAUGCGAAUCAGAGACGGUGUAAGUAUUGAAAAUGUUAUGGUUGUGCCUGAACCUCAAACUAGCUCGAUUUCUCAGGCUGAUCGUAAACGGGCUUACUUAGCCCAUGCAGCUGGUGGAACGCGUAGUGUUUCUCUAUCGGGUUUGGAAGACUUUAUGACUGGUGAGUUCUUAAGUGAAGAGGCUGAGAAAUUCGGUGAAAUUGAAGCACUUAAAUACUUACGCGAUCGACAUUGUUGUUACAUUGAGUUCUUCUCUUUCUUUGCGGCUAUGCAGUUCGCGAGUAGUAUUAGAGAAGAUAGCUUGUUUGAAAAAGUAAGGGUGGCAUUUGGUCGUGAUAUGUGUGGAGCGGGUGAGACAGAUGGAGUGAUCAGUCAUAAUCGGACGGUUUAUUUUGGGUCUUUGCCCGUUGAUGUAACAGCUAGUGAGAUUUUAGCGGUAGUUCAGGGCGGGGCUGUAAUUGGUCUGAAAGUUAUUCGUGAGAAGAAGUGUGCGUUUGUGACCUUCUUUGAUUAUGUAGCAGCUAAUGCUUUUAUUGAGUAUAGUAAUUUGUAUCCACCGGUUAUUCGUGGGGUGCAGGUUAAGAUAGGACCGGGUAAGGUUCAACCUAUUAUACCGGCUAUUCCUAUCUUUGCGUAUGCCGGAGUCACUAGAACACUUUCCUUAAGACCGACUAACAAUAUUGCUCCAGCCACAAUUGAAUCCGUUCUGAGCAAGUAUGGUGAAGUUGACCGUGUACAACGAGAAGAGGAGGGAGUGUUUUCUGUAGCUAUGGUUAAUUUAGUUGAUGCCCAAGCUGCUUACUCGGGGCUAGAACAAGACCCGCACUGGUGCACUGCUCUCAAUGGCUUUGCCCCCGAUACGUGUGCCACUCCAAGCCACCACACUCUCCUCAUGAAAGUCCAACAGCGCGAGUUUGCCCUAUAA